Messenger RNA from Exserohilum turcica Et28A, 249 nucleotides. RefSeq lists its product as uncharacterized. The record is from RefSeq and is a predicted model, not a curated record. The transcript has a single exon. Lineage: Eukaryota; Fungi; Ascomycota; Dothideomycetes; Pleosporales; Pleosporaceae. The annotation marks the transcript as partial.
CAGCAGCUCCAGCAAGAGCUCCAGAACCAGCGAUCAGAGAUUACCUCCCUGCGCGACAGCGUCGCCCAGCUCCAGCUCCAGCUUCAGUCCCGCCAGCACCCGAACGACGCUCAGACGCGAGUCCGAGUGCGCCUACCAGACCCGCCCAAGUUCGACGGCAAACCGCACACGCUGCGCACAUGGUUACCGUCUAUCCGAGCUAAACUCCGAUCCGACCAGCUCACAGGAGCUGAUGCCUUCGAUUACGUA